AUGUAUAACACUGCCCGCGCCAUGAAGCCAAAGCUCUCCUUGAGCAUCUCUGCUGCGCAGAAUGUUACGCGACCCUCUCUGUCGCUCAAGUCACCAAGUGCUCUGCCUCGGACGCCCAUUUCGCCCAUUUCCGCCGCCAGCCCAACUAGCAAGAGGUUCUCCACACUGCAGGUACCAACAUAUACCUACACCAACUCUUGUUCCUCGAAGAGCAUUCUCAAGAAGCAACCAUCUUCACGGACGGGCGACAAGCGCAUUCAAUUUCAAGUAACACCGACCGUCCACUGUGUCACGCCAAUUGAGAAUCCAGACGAAUACUACGGCAAGCACAUGAAAAUGUCUCGAGAAGAACGGCGAUGGACAGUUCGACAAUGA
Molecule: messenger RNA, 375 nt
Organism: Penicillium olsonii
Lineage: Eukaryota; Fungi; Ascomycota; Eurotiomycetes; Eurotiales; Aspergillaceae
Source: the annotation of a GenBank genome assembly